GCGACCCUUUGUCUACUUAUCGUGAUUUCGCACCAAACGCAGCCCCUCAUCUCUCUCUGUUUCUCGUACUAAAAAAUUCCAUGUCCGAGUAGCAAAGAUUGCAAGAACAAAGGACGACAGACAUGGAGAAGCUUAGAUUUCUCUCAGCUGCGCUUCUCCUUCUAUGCUUCUGCCACGCGUCCACAUCAACGGUGGAUAAUUCCCCCCAAAAGAAGACUUACAUCAUUCACAUGUCCAAGUCCCACAUGCCUGAGAGCUACACCCACCACCAGGUCUGGUACGAAUCGUCUCUUAAAUCGGUGUCGGACUCGGCCGAGUUCAUGUACGUCUACGACACGAUCGCGCAUGGAUUCUCGACGCGGCUAUCGGAGACCGAGGCGGAGGUGCUCGCGUCGCAGCCUGGCAUUCUUGCCGUCCUACCGGAGACUCGGUACGAGCUCCACACGACCCGGACGCCGGAGUUCCUGGGUCUCGACAGUCCAGAAGGCAUGUUCCCGGCGUCAGACUCCGAUAGUGAUCUUGUGAUCGGGGUCUUAGACACAGGCGUGUGGCCGGAGAGCAAGAGCUACGACGACACAGGGAUGGGGCCUGUCCCCGCAGGCUGGAAGGGGGUCUGUGAGGCCGGGAAGAACUUCCCAUCGACCAGCUGCAACCGCAAACUGAUUGGGGCGAGGUUCUUCUCCAAGGGCUAUGAAGCGGCUCUUGGCCCAAUCGACGAGUCUAGAGAGUCUCGGUCACCACGGGAUGACGACGGGCAUGGAACUCACACGUCGACGACAGCCGCGGGCGCAACCGUGACCGGCGCAAGCCUGUUUGGUUAUGCGUCGGGCACGGCCCGUGGGAUGGCGACCCGUGCCAGGAUCGCAGCAUACAAAGUAUGCUGGAUGGGCGGGUGCUUCAGCACCGAUAUCUUGAUGGCCAUGGAGAUGGCCGUCAGUGAGGGAGUUGACGUGAUGUCGCUGUCCCUUGGUGGUGGGACACCAGAUUUUUUUAGGGACAGCGUCGCCGUUGGAGCAUUCGCGGCCAUGGCCAAGGGAAUUUUCGUUUCCUGUUCGGCCGGGAAUGCGGGGCCCAGCACCUACAGCCUGUCCAACCAAGCACCGUGGAUCACGACCGUCGGUGCUGGGACACUAGACCGUGACUUCCCGGCUUAUGUUCGUCUUGGGAAUGGGAAAAAUUUCUCCGGCGUAUCCCUUUACAGCGGGAAGCCGUUGCCGGAUACUCAGCUGCCGUUCGUCUAUGCGGGUAAUGCGUCGAACAUGACGAACGGGAAUUUGUGCAUGUCAGGGACGUUGGUGCCGGAAAAAGUCGCUGGGAAGAUUGUUCUGUGCGAUCGUGGGUUAACCGCCCGUGUACAGAAGGGCGCCGUCGUGAAGGAUGCCGGCGGUGCCGGCAUGGUUCUGGCCAAUACUGACGCCAACGGUGAAGAGUUGGUAGCCGACACACAUCUUUUGCCCGCGACUGGGGUGGGCCAGAGAUCAGGGGACGAGAUCAAAUCUUACCUAUUUUCAGAUCCUAAACCAACGGCCACGAUCAUUUUUGGUGGCACGAAGGUGGGGAUCCAACCAUCUCCGGUAGUAGCUGCCUUCUCUUCGCGUGGCCCAAACUCGCUCACACCUGAGAUACUAAAGCCGGAUCUCAUCGCCCCCGGCGUCAACAUCCUAGCUGGCUGGUCUGGGGCGGUGGGCCCCACCGGGUUAUCAGGGGACACGAGGACGGUCGCAUUCAACAUCAUCUCGGGGACAUCCAUGGCAUGCCCACACCUGAGCGGGCUCGCCGCGCUCAUCAAGGGGGCUCACACUGAUUGGACCCCGGCCGCUAUCCGGUCCGCUCUCAUGACCACGGCCUACAACUCUUAUAAGAAUGGAGAGUCGCUGAAGGAUGUCGCGACGGGAAAACCAUCUACACCAUUCGAUCAUGGAGCAGGCCAUGUAGACCCGCUCAAGGCGAUUGAUCCUGGCCUGAUCUACGACAUCACCGAGGUCGAUUACUUCAAUUUCCUCUGCGCCUUAAACUACACCUCGUCACAGAUUAGCAUCCUAUCAAGGAGCAAUUUCACGUGCGAUGCCGGUAAGAAAUAUGCCGUAGCUGAUCUCAACUACCCAUCCUUCGCCGUCCCAUUCAUGACCAGCACCAAUGGUGAAUCUGGUGUGACCACAGUGAAGUACACGAGGACACUGACCAAUGUGGGCACACCAGGCAUAUACAAGGCUUCUAUUUCGUCUAAACUUCAGUCAAUGAAGAUUGUGGUAGAGCCUGAUACAUUGAGUUUCGCGACCGUGAAUGAGAAGAAAACGUAUACUGUGACCUUCUCCACAGGCUCAAUGCCGUCGGGCACGUUGAGCGUGGCCCGCCUCGAGUGGUCCGACGGAAAGCACAUUGUCGGUAGCCCGAUGGCCUUGACAUGGACAUGAUCACAAGGAAGAAAGAAAGAAAGAAAGAAAGGAAACAAGCAAGAAAAGGAAAAAAAAAAAAAAAAAAACUCUGUUUCAGCAAUGGAAACAGAGGAUUGCUUGUAUUAUGAAUCUUGUUUAUUUGUUUUUAAGAAAAUGUGGCUUGUAAGUGUAAUUACCAGUGAAGCAUUGGGCCACACGUGUGAGGUAUUGGGCCGUUCUUAUGACGGAGCCUUUGUGAACAUGACCCGGAACAAAUUUCAGGACUGUGGCCGCAUGUGGCCGAGAAAAAAGAGAUGAAUUUGAUGCGCACAUGUAGCCCACCUCAUGAGUGGACCGGCCUCAACCUGAUUUAUGGUCCGGGUCUCGCACAUGGGAUUUCUCAUCAUGGCAUAUGAUGUUUGUCAUUCUCAGUGUGUAAAAUGUAUAAAUAUAUCAGGGAUUGUUUCCGAAACA
Molecule: messenger RNA, 2849 nt
Organism: Magnolia sinica
Lineage: Eukaryota; Viridiplantae; Streptophyta; Magnoliopsida; Magnoliales; Magnoliaceae
Product: subtilisin-like protease SBT1.7
Exons: 1
Coding region: 123-2414 (763 amino acids)
Biological process (GO): proteolysis
Molecular function (GO): serine-type endopeptidase activity
Source: RefSeq, a predicted model, not a curated record